AUGGCCGCCGUCUUCUUCGCCAGCGGUGCCAUCACUUUCGGCCCCGAAGGGCUCCUCGGCAGCUCGCCUGCUGCGACGGCAGUGAAGAUGGCUCACCUUCUAUUCUUUGCCACAUCCUUGGGUGCCACUGUCUAUGCCAUCUUCGUCGGUGGCAUCGUCAUGUUCCUCUACUUGCCGAGGCACAUGAUGGGCAGGCUACGCGGGAAGGUGUUCCCAGCUUGCUUCACGCUGAACACGGUAUGCACGGCCCUGUCCGCCGCGGCGUUCGCCUGGCUAAACUAUCCGUGGAAGACGGCACCAGUCGUGGAGCGCCGGCAGCUUGGACUCCUCGUCGCCACUGUCGGGUUCGACCUCACCAACCUGCUCCUCCUAGCGCCGAAGACCCUCGAGAUGAUGCAGGAGAGGCAUAUAGUGGAGAGGGGUCUCGGCCUUGGCGAACAGGGCUCCUUCGACGGCUUGCGGAGCAACAUCCGGUUGGCCACGAGUAACGCUGCCCUUGCCGCGGCCAACAGGAGAUUCUGGGCGGCACACAUCCCGUCGGCGGUGGCACUCCUCGCGUCGACUUUCGGGCUUGCUGCUCACCUGUGGUACCUUGCUGGCAAGCUUGCUCUAUAA
Messenger RNA from Triticum dicoccoides, 615 nucleotides. Its product is annotated as transmembrane protein 205-like. Bases 1 to 615 code for a protein of 204 amino acids. The transcript is spliced from 3 exons. The record is from RefSeq and is a predicted model, not a curated record. Lineage: Eukaryota; Viridiplantae; Streptophyta; Magnoliopsida; Poales; Poaceae.